Molecule: messenger RNA, 1792 nt
Organism: Protopterus annectens (West African lungfish)
Lineage: Eukaryota; Metazoa; Chordata; Ceratodontiformes; Protopteridae
Product: neuronal tyrosine-phosphorylated phosphoinositide-3-kinase adapter 2-like
Exons: 4
Coding region: 167-1792 (541 amino acids)
Biological process (GO): neuron projection morphogenesis; phosphatidylinositol 3-kinase/protein kinase B signal transduction
Source: RefSeq, a predicted model, not a curated record
AGUGUUGAUUGGCUGAGAGUAGCACAGCCCCGCCCACUUUCUCUCUCCUCCAGCGGUAACCCAUCCUGCGUCAGCGAGGACUUUGUUCGUUACCCUGUUGGGUGGUGCAAGAGGGAGCGCAAAGAUAUCGAAGUAUCUGUGCUUCUUUGCUUUCAUCUGAGGGGUAAUGACUUCAAAACAAGAGGAGGCCAGUUUGGCCAGUUUUCUGCAAUAUAUUGAAGAUGUGGGAUUGAAGACUUAUGAUGGGUUGGUAAUUCAGAAUGCAUCAGACAUUGCUCGGGAGAGUGACCGGCUAAGAAAUGAGACAAAACUGGCAUAUUUGAAGGAAAAAAGUGAAAAAAGAUACAAGCAAGAAGAAGCAAUAAAACGAAUAAGCGGAGACGUUGGAAGAGGAAAUGAAGGUAGUUAUGUUGGGAAGCACUUCCGUAUGGGAUUUAUGACAAUGCCUGCACCUCAGGACCGCCUUCCACACCUUUGUUCUACUGGAUUUACAGUGAGAUCACAAUCGCUUCACUCUGUUGGAGGCGCAGAUGAUGAAACUGAUGUUUGCUCACGAAAACAACCACCACCAAAACCUAAACGAGACCCAUCCACCAAGCUGAGUACAUCAUCAGAAGCAGUUAAUACAGGGACAAGUAUGAGUGGAAAACAAUCGGACAUAAACGAAGUACCAGCAAAGACGAGACCAUAUAGUGAUGAGUAUUCCAAGAAAAUUCCACCACCGAAGCCGAAGCGUAAUCCAAAUACCCAGCUAAGCACCUCUUUUGAUGAAACUUAUAUCAGAAAACAUUGUUCCGUAAAGAAUCAACCAGUGAAAGAAACGUCUGCAUCUGAAGCAUGUAGUCCAGCUCAUGAUACAGAGGAUGAUGAGCCUGUAUAUAUUGAAAUGGUAGGGAAUAUCCUACGGGAGUUUAAGAAAGAUGAAGAUGACCAAAGCGAAGCUGUUUAUGAGGAAAUGAAAUAUCCUAUAUUUGAGGAAAGUUGUCAAGAAGCAAAAUGGCAAGACAUUUAUAGUUCAGAUCACCAAAAUGGCUCUACUCAGUGUGCUACUCCAACAGUGCCUGAUCUGGAAAUCACAAAGUCCUCAAUGCCGUCAACUCCUAAGGGCUUGCUGUGUGAUAUCCCUCCACCAUUUCCAAAUCUACUUUCACACAGACCCCCACUGUUAGUGUUCCCUCCUGCACCAGCACAGUGCUCUCCAAAUUCUGAUGAAUCUCCCUUAACUCCACUGGAGGUUGCAAAAAUCCCCAUGUUGGACAAUGUAACUUACAUCAAACAGCAAACAGGUGCUUCUUCAUCUCCAGUUCCACCUCAACCAUCUGGACAUCAAAAAGUGCAGAAAGACUUGCCGACGGCACAUGGAGUUAGUCCAUCUGGGCAUUCCUCUUCACCACCUCAUCCACCUGGUCUGCAUAGAACACCUUCCCCUCAUGGAUAUUCCAAAUCCCAUUCUGCUGCUCCUUCACCUGUUAGUAUGGGACGGUCUUUGACUCCACUAAGCCUAAAAAGACCUCCACCAUAUGAUGCUGUACUUUCAGGAAGUCUCUCAAGAAGUUCCCCUUCAGUGCCUCAUGCUAUGGUUAAAGCUACAUCACAGGAAACAGCAAAGAUGGUAAAUGCCUCUACCAAUACAUAUGGGUCUGCACAAAGUGGAUCCCGCUCAAGAACACCAACGAGUCCUCUAGAUGAACUUUCUAGCUUAUUUACAACAGGGCGUAGUCUGUUAAGAAAAUCAUCCAGUGGCAGAAAAUCUAAGGAACCUUCAGAAAGUAAGUGCAUUUUCCAGUUUUGA